Molecule: messenger RNA, 1524 nt
Organism: Tetrahymena thermophila SB210
Lineage: Eukaryota; Ciliophora; Oligohymenophorea; Hymenostomatida; Tetrahymenidae
Product: Serine/Threonine kinase domain protein
Exons: 2
Biological process (GO): protein autophosphorylation; peptidyl-serine phosphorylation; autophagy
Cellular component (GO): autophagosome; cytoplasm
Molecular function (GO): protein serine/threonine kinase activity; ATP binding
Source: RefSeq, a predicted model, not a curated record
AUGUCGGAUAGAAAUUAAAAGGAAAUAGGAAAUUAUAAAUUUAGUAUAAAUUAUUGUUUAGGAUAAGGAGAGUAUGGAAAGGUGUUUUAAGGAGUUAAUAAAAUAACUAAUGAAGAUGUAGCCAUAAAAUAAAUUGAUCAAAGAAUGGUCUAAUAGGAUUAGUACAUAAAGUAAUCUUUGUAAAGAGAAAUUGAAGCCUUAAAAAAAAUAAAACACCCUAAUGUAAUUGAAUUAAAGGAUGUUUAUUAUUCUGAUAACUACAUUUACAUCAUACAAGAAUUCUGCUAGGACGGUGAGCUUAAGCAUUAUAUUUAAACUAUACAAAAAAGCAAUAUGCCAUUUGAUGAGUAUGAAAAGAUUUGUUUAGAAAUUGCCUAUUAAAUUACUCAAGGUAUGCAAACAGUUCACAGAAUGGAUAUUAUUCAUAGAGAUCUCAAACCUUAGAAUAUUUUGGUUCAUAAUAAAAAAAUUAAAAUUAUAGAUUUUGGAUUUUGUAAAAGCUUUGAUAAUUAGGCUCAUAUGAUUAAGUCAGCUGUUGGAUCUCCUUAUUACAUGUCACCAUAGAUUUUGAGUAAAAUUCCUUAUACUUACAAAACUGAUAUAUGGAGCUUUGGCAUGAUAUUUUAUGAGUUAGUUUUUAAAAAAUUGCCCUACUAUGCUAACAGUGAAGCAGAGCUGUUAGGCUAUAUUUAAAAUCAACCUAUAUAGUAUGAUCAGCUAAAAUGUGGACCUGUUUCUAAAGAAGUAUUAUAAAAGUCUUUAAUAAUAAAUGAAAAAGAUCGUGCUUCUUGGGAUGAUCUAUAUGAAAUUCUAAAUAAGUGGCACACUAACAUAAAUCAACAAUUUGAAUUUUCAAUAGAAACUAACACAUCUUUUACAACUACAAUCAGCAAUAGAAAGAGUAAUGCAAAGAAGAAUAUAUUCACAAAUAAUAAUACCAAUGGCGAUUUUUUGAAUUUUACUGUAAGCAUCCAAGCAUGCUAAGCAGAGUUAUCAUAUAUGUUUGUUAUGGGAUAGAUAAUGUUAGAGCUAUAGAAAUAGUUAAUAGAUUUGAUUGAUCCUGAACAAUACAAUAAAACUUUAAUUUCAAUUGCUUAGUCAUUAAAUGAUAGAAUGCAAAAAGUGCUUAAUAUUAUAAAAAUUAUUCCUGCAUAAGCAUUAAAAUAAGCUAAUAAUCUAUUAAUUUAACAGCAUAUAACUGACUAAAUAAAGAUAUAUCAAGAGUUUUGUGACGAAGUUAUGGUAGAAACUUCAAAAUAUAAAAUGCAGUUUGCAGAAAAUAUCUUGCCAAGCUAAAUUUCUAACAUCAUAUAAACUCUACAAAAGAACUUUAAUAUAAAAUAUUUAAAAUAAUUUGACGGAUAUAUACAAAGACAAAUACUCAGUUUUAUUGAUUACAUUACUAACUAUCUAAGGUACAAGAACAUUCCUUAUAAAGACACAUUUGCAAAAAUCAAUCCUCCUUAAAAUACAGAUGAAUAUUUUUAGUAGGCUAUUUAAAUGCUCUCUUCAUUUAAUGUUUGA